Messenger RNA from Centropristis striata (black sea bass), 2154 nucleotides. RefSeq names its product asparaginyl-tRNA synthetase 1 (gene nars1). The record is from RefSeq and is a predicted model, not a curated record. The coding region runs from base 138 to 1817 and encodes 559 amino acids. Gene Ontology annotation, molecular function: ATP binding; asparagine-tRNA ligase activity; nucleic acid binding. Gene Ontology annotation, cellular component: cytoplasm. The transcript has 15 exons. Lineage: Eukaryota; Metazoa; Chordata; Actinopteri; Perciformes; Serranidae. Gene Ontology annotation, biological process: asparaginyl-tRNA aminoacylation.
UGCCGGUGGGCUGAUGUAAAGUUGCAUUUCAGCAGCAGAAUAGACAGCACCCAUAGUAGCUCCUGGGGCUUCAUUUCCAUUGAAUACAAAUAUUUAGUUUCCCCUCCUCAGUGGACUGGCGUAGCACCUGCACUGACAUGGCGACGGAGAUAACGAAAGGUGUGGAACAAGUCUCAGUGGGUGAGCUGUAUGUGUCGGACAAAUGUGGCAAUGACCAGGAUGGAGAUGGCACGGAGCAGAAACCCUUCAAAACUCCUCUGAAGGCGCUGAUGUUUGCUGGGAAGGAGCCAUUUCCGACCAUCUACGUAGAAUCCCAGAAAGAGGGAGAGCGCUGGGCAGUGAUUUCUAAGACGCAGAUGAAGAACGCAAAAAAAGCCUUUAACCGUGAGCAGAUGAAGUGCGAUGCCAAAGACAAGAAGGAGGCAGAGGACACAGAGAGGAGAGAGAAGAACCUGGAGGAAGCCAAGAAGAUCACGAUUGAGAACGACCCCAGCCUGCCGGAGCCCGAAACGGUAAAAAUCCAUCUUCUGGAGGCCAAAAGAGGUCAGAGAGUCAAAGUGUUUGGAUGGGUUCAUCGCCUCAGGAGACAAGGGAAAAACCUGAUGUUCAUCGUGCUGAGAGAUGGAACUGGUUUCCUUCAGUGUGUCCUGUCUGAUAAACUGUGCCAGUGCUACAAUGGUCUGAUGUUGUCCACAGAGAGUACUGUUGCUCUGUACGGGACUGUCACUCCAGUUCCUGAGGGGAAACAGGCACCUGGAGGCCACGAGCUGCACUGCGACUUCUGGGAGCUGAUCGGCUUAGCCCCGGCAGGCGGGGCCGACAACCUGCUGAACGAAGAGUCGGACGUGGACGUCCAGCUGAACAACCGACACAUGCUGAUCAGAGGAGAAAACGUCUCCAAGAUCCUCCGAGUCCGCUCCACCGUCACUCAGUGCUUCAGGGACCACUUCUUCAGCCGCGGAUACCACGAGAUCUUUCCUCCAACCCUGGUGCAGACUCAGGUGGAGGGCGGCUCCACGCUGUUCAACCUCAACUAUUUUGGCGAGCAGGCAUACCUGACACAGUCCUCCCAGCUCUACCUGGAGACCUGCAUACCUGCUCUGGGAGACACCUUCUGCAUCGCCCAGUCGUACCGGGCCGAGCAGUCCCGCACCCGCAGACACCUGUCUGAGUACACUCACAUCGAGGCCGAGUGUCCCUUCAUGUCGUUUGAGGACCUGCUGAACAGACUGGAGGACCUGGUGUGUGACGUGGUGGACCGAGUGCUCAAAUCUCCCGUCGCCCAGCUGCUCUACGACAUCAACCCCAACUUUAAACCCCCCAAGAGGCCGUUCAAGAGGAUGGAGUACACUGAAGCCAUCGAGUGGCUCAGAGAGCACGACAUCAAGAAGGACGAUGGCACCUACUAUGAGUUUGGAGAGGACAUCCCUGAGGCUCCAGAGAGGUUGAUGACCGACUCCAUCAACGAGACCAUCCUGCUCUGUCGCUUCCCAGCCGAGAUCAAAUCCUUCUACAUGCAGCGCUGUGCCGAUGACCGACGCCUCACCGAGUCGGUCGACGUCUUGAUGCCAAAUGUUGGCGAGAUUGUUGGAGGCUCGAUGCGUAUCUGGGACGCAGAGGAGCUGCUGGAAGGAUACAAGCGGGAGGGAAUCGACCCGACCCCGUACUACUGGUACACUGACCAGAGGAAGUACGGCACAUGUCCUCACGGCGGCUACGGUCUGGGUCUGGAGCGUUUCCUCACCUGGCUGCUGAACAGACAUCACAUCAGAGACGUCUGCCUGUACCCACGGUUCAUCCAGCGCUGCCGACCCUGAACACACACACACACACAUAUUCUGUUAGCAUAUUUGGAUCUGGCAUGUGGCAGCACCCUGCGAGCCAUAAAAUCUGUUGCUAAAUUAUUGAAUCAAAUCACAACAAAUUCUACAUUCUCUUCCCUUUGGCAGUUUUACUCUCAGUUGUUAAAUGUCCACAGAUCUCUCUGUGAUGUCUCACCACAGACAGUUAGAGACUACCCUGCUGUGCUCUGCCUCAAACUUCACAGCCUUCUUGUUUGUGCUUUCAGAUCAUUUCUGCCUCUGCCUGUGCUCAUUGGCUCAUCAUUUAACCAAUAAAAAAACACAGUUUCCUGUGAUUGUGCUGGGAAAAAGA